Raphanus sativus (radish) is the source of this 788-nucleotide messenger RNA. RefSeq names its product zinc finger A20 and AN1 domain-containing stress-associated protein 4-like. NCBI's taxonomy places the organism in Eukaryota, Viridiplantae, Streptophyta, Magnoliopsida, Brassicales, Brassicaceae. Gene Ontology annotation, molecular function: DNA binding; zinc ion binding. The record is from RefSeq and is a predicted model, not a curated record.
UUAUUGGUUAAUUACUAAUGGCGGAGGAACAUCCAUGUCAGACGCCGGAAGGCCACCGUCUCUGCGUUAACAACUGCGGUUUCUUCGGAAGCUCAGCCACCAUGAAUCUCUGCUCCAACUGCUACGGCGACCUCCGCCUCAAGAACCAGCAGCAAGCCUCCAUGAAAUCAACCGUCGAAUCCUCCCUCUCCGCCGCAUCUCCUCCGUCGUCGUCACCGGAGAUCGCGCCCGUCCUCCAAAUCCACGCGGCGGAACCGCAGAUCCCGGCGACGGAAAAACAAAUCCCGACGGCGACGGAGGAGCGGCAGCCGCCGCCGCCGCAGCGGCCUAACCGGUGCACCGCGUGCAGGAAACGGGUCGGGUUGACCGGGUUCAUGUGCCGGUGCGGGACGACUUUCUGUGGGGCCCACAGGUACCCGGAGGUUCACGGGUGCACGUUCGAUUUCAAGUCGGCUGGGCGCGAGGAGAUCGCUAAGGCUAACCCGUUGGUCGUAGCCGCGAAGCUCCGGAAGAUAUGAUCUGAGCCGUUGCUUUGCGUUUACCGUGAAAACAAACCCCCGAUGCUCUCUGUGAAUCUCAGCCGUUCAAGCCAUGGUUGUUAUGUUGAAACAUACUUUAUGUUACGGACAUGUGUUGUUACGUAACUAAAGGUUGAGGCAGUUUUCAUUCACCUUUUUAAUUAUUUUCCUUUUCUUCCGGAAGAAUUUUAAGUUUUAUAAUUGUGUGGCUUAUGCUUGUAAAAAAGAAAAGAGAUUUUAUUUUGGGAAAAAGAAAGAAAAUAUGUAAAA